Molecule: messenger RNA, 3826 nt
Organism: Scleropages formosus (Asian bonytongue)
Lineage: Eukaryota; Metazoa; Chordata; Actinopteri; Osteoglossiformes; Osteoglossidae
Product: AF4/FMR2 family member 4-like
Exons: 20
Coding region: 274-3702 (1142 amino acids)
Biological process (GO): regulation of gene expression
Cellular component (GO): nucleus; super elongation complex
Source: RefSeq, a predicted model, not a curated record
UCCGAGCGGCUCCUCUUGUUUCUCCUAGGAUGUUUUUGAUGUGAGGAGCGGGCUGGGAAGAUGUAGGCAGCAUUUGGCCGCGGGCAUUUCACACAAGCGGAGGCGUACUUUAACGUAAAAUAUUCUCAUGAGUCUGUUUUCUUCAUUAAUCAUAAGUGCUGGAGAGUGUUACCCGCGUUUCCCCCCAAAACUACAAGACAAAGAAAGACUGAGGGAACGCUUUCCCAGUUCCAGCUGGACAUGGUUCGGGCCUAGAGAGCAGAGCUGAGCAACAUGAACCGUGAAGACCGGAAUGUUCUCCGUAUGAAAGAAAGUGAAAGGCGAAAUCAAGAAAUCCAGCAGGGAGGAGAGGCCUUCCCAGCUAACUCUCCUCUCUUUCCUGAACCUUAUAAAGUUUCAAGCAAAGAAGACAAACUUUCCAGUCGUAUUCAAAGCAUGCUGGGAAAUUAUGACGAGAUGAAGGAAGUGAUUGGAGAGUCUGCACGAUCCAAGCCCAGCAUCAUCCCUAAAGGCCAGGGCUCCUCGUCUACCGACGAGAGGCCGCUGUUUAGUAGCAGCAGCGGCAACCAGAGUAGCAAAUGGACCCCAGUGGGCUCUGCCCCCAGCACCUCAUCCUCACAGCCACAGAAGCGCUCAAGCGCGCAGGGGAGUAACCACAGUAGCAGCAGCCAGCGCAGUGCCGCUGCCAGCAGCAGCAGCAGUAGCAGUAGCAGCAGCAACCAAAGACACGAGCGAGACCACAGCAGCAGUGGCAAGAGGUCUGGUAAACACACUUUGGAGCAUGCCAAGGCUCACACAUCCAGUCCAGCCAAAGGUUCCCAGGGCUCCAGCCAUAGUCGAUCACACGCGCCUGACCACCAGAGCAAGGAGCGCUACCGGCCCAAGUCACCACGGGAGCAUGAAGCUAGCUGGGACUCGCCCUCUCGCAUGCAGCCCUCGUUCUCCAGUGGCCAGCAUUCGGGCCAGGCCUUCCCACCAUCACUCAUGUCCAAGUCAGGCCCUAUGCCGCAGAAACCCACUGCCUAUGUGCGGCCCAUGGAUGGUCAGGAAGUGCAGGAGCCGAAGGCCUCUUCGGAUGGUUACAGCAGCCAGUCGCACAGCAGCGGCAUAGGAGAGAUGAAGUCUGGUGGCAAGGCCUCCCUUUCCAAACUCAAGAUCCCCUCCCAGCCUCUGGAGGCUUCAAUAUCUGGAGAUUCUAAUUGCGUAGAUGAAAUUCUAAAGGAGAUGACUCAGUCGUGGCCUCCUCCUUUGACAGCCAUUCACACCCCAUGCAAAACAGAACCUUCAAAAUUUCCUUUCCCCUCAAAGGACACACAGCACCUGAGUUUCCCUAGUGGAGGACACAAGAAGUACAGUUCUGCAAAAACAUCUUCAAUGGCCAGUCACCCGCCCAAAGCUUGUGACGGGGAGCAAGCUACUGUGCUGGAAGAUGACUUAAAACUAAGCAGCAGUGAGGACAGCGAUGGGGAACAGGAUUCCGGUAAAACUGCAUCAAGAAAUGCAUCAGCAAGCCAUCACAGUGAGACAGCAGAGCACUCGCGCGAUGACUCAAGCAGCCACAGUGGCUCGGAGAGCAGCUCCGGCUCGGACAGUGAGAGUGAGAGCAGCUCCAGUGACAGCGAGGCCACGGAGCCCCCCCGCCCUGCAUCCCCCGAGCCUGAGCCACCAAUGGCUAACAAGUGGCAGCUGGACAACUGGCUUCAUAAAGUCAACAAGUUUUCACCGGCUUCCCCAGUCGAAAGCAAUUUGCCCACCAAAUAUAAGAAAGAGAGUCGGGAACCAAGCUCAGGCAGGGGCUACAAUGGCCAGGGAGGCUCCAAAGACUCAAGUGCUUCUGGCCCAGGACGGGACCUGCGAGCUGCCCCAAAGGCCUCAGAGAGCGGACGGGGCCGGCAGAAAUCCCCCGCUCAGAGUGAUGCCACUGGAGUCACCCCGCGUCGUACCAUAGGCAAGAAACAACCUAAAAAGCCAGAAAAGCCCCCUGUGGUGGAAGGUGGCCUGAAGGUGGAAAGCGAGCCUGCUAUGGAAGUCCAGCCCACUAGGCCUAUGGCAGCUACCAAGGGACCCCGAAAGUCCAGUGCCAGGAAGGAGCCCAGGUCCUCACCCCGGCAAACUGCAGACGAGCGCAAGCGCAGGACCCCUGGCAAAACUUCCCACAAGUCCCAGGAGUGUCUGCCCACAGACUCGUCAUCCUCAGAUGCAGAGGAAAAUGACAGUGCCCCCUCCUUGUCUCAGACACCCAAAUAUACAGAAGGUGUCAGGACUCCUAUGUGCAUCUUCUCUCCUAUGGAAGAGAAGGAAUUGCUCUCUCCGCUCAGUGACCCUGAAGACCGAUUCCCUGUCAGGCAGGUUCUUUUGGUCAAGAUUGAUCUCAGUUUGCUUUUACGUGUUCCGGGGAGGCCCUACAAGGAGCUUGAGCAGCCUAAAAUUGACCGUAGUAGUGUUGCCACUGAGAAGGAUGGGAAAGAUGUCCAAAAGCAGUCAAAUGAGAAAGUCCCCAGCAAAAGCAAAAGGAAACACAAGAAUGAGGAUGAGGAGAAGAGUGUCACCAAGAGGACUAGACUAGAGGACAAGAGCUCAUCUCAUCACAAAAGCAGCAGCAAAGAGUCAUCCAAGAGAGACGGGGAAAGGGAGAAAGAGCCUGUCCCGUUGCCAUCGCCAGUGGGCUCCCAAAAGACGCCCAAUGGAGAGCAUCAGAACCGCAAGCGCAGGGCCAGCCAGUCCUCUGCCUCCAUAUACAGCAGUGGCAGCAGUGGUAAGGACAGUGGCCGCAGCACCAAGACUGGGAGCUCCUCUAAGCACCGGAAGGCUGAGGACAAGCCGGCCCGGAGCGCUAAGGAAUGCAAGGACAAGGUGUCAAAGACGGCCGACGCACACACCGCAGCCCAGUCCCUCUCUUUGGAAAGCACAAAGUCACAAAGAUCAAAACUCACUUUCGAAGACAGGGUGCAUUCUGCUGAUUACUACCUACAGGAAGCCAAGAAACUGAAACACAACGCAGAUGCACUGAUGGACAGGUUUGAAAAAGCAGUGUACUACCUGGAUGCUGUCGUGUCCUUCAUCGAGUGUGGCAAUGCACUGGAGAGAAGUGCUCAGGAGGCCAAAUCCCCAUUUCCGAUGUAUGCGGAGACCGUGGAGCUCAUCAAGUACACAAUGAAAUUGAAGAGCUAUAUGGCUCCAGAUGCUACAUCAGCAGACAAAAGACUAGCAGUGCUCUGUCUUCGGUGUCAGUCGCUCCUCUACUUGCGGUUGUUCAAACUGAGAAAAGAAAGUGCACUGAAAUAUUCCAAAACUCUCACAGAACACUUGAAGAAUUCUAUAAACAGCACACAAGCUCCUUCACCUGGAAUGGGAAGCAAAGCAGCAGGUAUGCCGUCCCCUGUGUCGCCUAAGCUUUCUCCGGGCAGCACGGGAGGUCACUCCUCUGUGGCAUCCAGUGCCAGCGGCAGCACCUCUGUGGCCAUUCCGCAGCGCAUCCACCAGAUGGCCGCCAGCUACGUGCAGGUCACCUCCAAUUUCCUCUAUGCCACCGAGGUGUGGGAUCAGGCAGAGCAGGUGGCUAGAGAACAAAAAGAGUUCUUUGCUGAGCUAGACAAGGCGAUGACCCCGCUGAUCUUCAACACCAGCAGCAUGACUGACCUGGUACGCUACACGCGGCAAGGUCUGCACUGGCUGCGGCUGGAUGCCAAACUCGUCUCCUAGAGGCUAAGCAUCAGUCCCCAGCAGUUUUCAGCCGACCCUCCUUUGUUCCAAACGCAUAUGAGUAUCUGCCUCAGACCUCAAGUGCACCUGUAACACUGUGCUCUUUUUUUUUUUUUUUUUUUUU